AUGGAAACGGGGAGGUCUCUUGAGCCUCCAGGAGGAACAGGAAAAGCCAGACGUCAGAUCAACCAGCUUCCUGAUUUGCUACAUUUUCUCGUCCAAUCGCAUCCAUGGGACCCCCAGGUCUGCCCGCCUCCUCUGAACAGUAGCCAAUCGGUGAUCAGUGGUUUCGAGAAAUCUCCAAUCAGCGGGUUCAAACCCAGCCACUCUCGUAACGGCAGCACCGGCUCCUCCAGACACACCAAGCAGACUCGUGACUGGGAGGUGUUGGAUGAUCUUCAGCAGACCACCAUGUCGGUGGCUGCCGGCUCCUCUCUGGACCUCAGCAUCCCUGGGAUCUGUGAGGGAUACCUGAUGAAGGGACGGAAGUACCCUCUGAAGGGCUGGCACAAGAGGUACUUCCUGUUGGAAAAAGGAAUCCUCAAGUAUGCCAAGACUCAUCAGGACAUCCAGAGAGGGAAGCUCCACGGUUCCCUGGACGUCAGCCGUGCCGUCCUGUCCGUCAACAGAAGCGAACGCCUCGACCUGGACGCCGGCGACGACCUUUACCACAUGAAGGCCAAGAGCCACGAGCUCUUCUACAUCUGGCUGACCAAGCUGUGCGCUCACCGCAUCUUCAAGAAGAACGAGGCCAUGAGCGUCCACCGCGGGGUCCUGCACGCCCUCUCCCAAGGCCAGGGGAACCUGCCCUCCAUGGCCAGCCUGGCUCACAGGAACGCGCAGUACACCAGCUCCGUGUCGGCCUACCAGGCCGCCCCGGGGGAGGACGGGACCCCCGGGGACCGAGGGACCCCUACUGAGCCCUCCACCGCGGGGUCAACAACAAGGUCUCGGCCUGGCUCCAGCAGACCGACGACACGGACACCACCUCCCAGGCGACCGUUCAUGUGCACUUGUGAAACAGCCGAGCUGGCGCGGUGCCAGCUGGAGCUGGUGGAGAUGGAGGCUUUGGUCCAGCGACUCCAUUGGCUGGAGGGAGGCCCUAACCCUAACCCAAUCACAGACACUGACCUGGAGCAGCGAAUAAGCAUGCAGAACCUAUCCCUGGAGAAACCCAAGAAGAAGUCGGGCAAGGUGUUCGGCCACUCCAGGACCCUGUCCCGCGUGGAGGCCAUGGGCGGCAUGUUCACCUCCAGCCACCUGAGCAGCAACAACUCGGUCAGCCAGCGUCACCUUGGGGCGUCACUGCAGUCCAUCCCCGACUACGUGUACACCCAGCUGUCCAACCCCCAGGUCACCUCCCCCGAGGCCAAGAAGAUCCAGCAGGACAUCUGCGUGGCGUCCCAACGAGUGCAUGCGUCUCUGAAGUCGGUCCAUGAGGUGUUGACGUUGGAGAGGGAGAGACUUAGAAAUGCCUGGAACGCCCCCGACCUCAAACAAAACACUAGCCACCAGCUAGCCACCCUUUGUAGCACGCUGUCGGAGCUCGAUGUGCAGUCUCGCUUGACCAAAGUUCACUCGCUCUCGCUCUCCUCCUCCGAUUCCACCGAGGAGUCCUUCUGCACCGUCCGGCCUGACCAGCGGACCCCGUCCCGUCGGCGCCCCCCCUCGGUGGCGGACUCCAUGGCGGAGUACUUCGACGCCAGCGAGGUCAUCCUGUGCGACAGCUCGUCGGAGGCGGAGGCGUCGGACGAGUCGGGGCUGAGCGACAUCACCACCACCAGCACCUCGGAGCCCGACGAGGGCCACGCCUCCGCCACGGUGAAGUACCGUGCCAGCGUCUCCAGCGCGCCGGACAAGCCCCGCCUCCUCACCGACAGCGGACGCCGUAAGAUCCUUCCCGCGUCCUGCACUGACAACGGCCACAUCGGCAUCAUGACCAUCCUAUACAACAACAUCGGGAAGGACCUGUCCCGCGUGUCGAUGCCGGCGGCGCUCAACGAGCCGCUCAGCCUCCUACAGCGGCUCAGCGAGGAGCUGGAGUAUAGCGCGCUGCUGGACACGGCCAACAGCACCGACGACCCCUACCAGCGCAUGGUGUACCUGGCAACGUUCUCCAUCUCCGGCUACGCCUGGGCCUCCUGGAGGAGCCGCUACAAGCCCUUCAACCCUGUCCUUGGGGAGACGUACGAGAACAACCGGCCAGACCGCGGCUUCAGAUAUGUCGGCGAACAGGUCAGUCAUCACCCUCCAGUCUCCGCCUGCCACGCCGACUCUGAGAACUUCUCCUUCUGGCAAGAUCAGAGAUGGAAGUACAAGUUCUGGGGGAAGUCUGCUGAGAUCAUCUCCUCAGGCCAGGUCAACGUGUCUCUGCCCAGGUACGGGGACCACUAUGAGUGGAACAAGGCAGUGACCUGUAUCCACAACGUGCUGAGCCCCCAGCGCUGGCUGGAGCACUACGGAGACGUGGUGAUCAAGAACACCCAGAGCGACGUCUGCACCUGCAAGAUCACCUUCGUCAAGUCGCGCUACUGGAGCUCUGACAGCAGUAAGAACGAGGUGCAGGGAGUGGUGCUGGACCGUGCCGGGGAGGUGGUGCAUCGCUUCGGGGGGCUCUGGCACGAGGGCAUCUUCUGCGACACCUUCCCCACCCCACAAUGCAUCUGGAAGCCCACCGUGCAGCUAGAUGACCACGUCAAGUUUUACGGGUUCUCGCAAUACGCCCGCGAGCUCAACGAGUUGACCCCCGACCUGGAAGGGCUCCUGCCCCCCACGGACUCCCGCUACCGACCCGACCAGCGGCUGCUGGAGGAGGGCGACGUGGCGGCGGUGGACGUGCGUAAGGACGAGGUGGAGGAGAAGCAGCGUGAGCGCAGGAAGGAGCUGGUGAAGCAGGGGGAGGAGCACAUGCCGCGCUUCUUCAGGCGGACGGUGGACGAGGCCGGGCGCGAGGUGUGGAUUCACAACGGAACCUACUGGAACCUCCGCAGCAAGCCGGGCUUCGCCAACACGCCCAACCCGGACCUCUGGUAGAACCCGGAGAACGGUUGGCAGGCUUCCCCAGGGCGGUCUCGGGGUCCAUUUUAUAUAAAUGGGGUUUUACUAGAGACUCCCUCAGACCACUGCCAGGGGUCGUAGGUCAGACUUCAGCCCGGAGGUCUGAGCAGAGGUGUGUUCCACACCAUGAACUCUGAGCUCCGCCCGAAGGAGUGUGGUGUUCAGGUGUUUCCUCGGCGUGAUAACGUGUAUCUUAUCUUUCGUCUCAAAUGUAUUUCUAGUGUUUCAGGGUAGAGAGCGGGACGGGGUCUAUCUGAGGGGCUGUACAAUAGGGUUUCGUGGGUGCUGUCCUGCAGGGUUUGGUGGGUCUUGCGGUGUGUUUGAGGCCCUAGGGGGGGGGGGGGUUCCAGGGGGGAGGAGGUGAUGGGUCCAUGACGACCUCCUGUUGGGGUCCGAGUAGUCUGGAUGCCCCCCUGCUGGGAGCCCGGGGUCUACUCAUGUUUCAUAAUGAAAAGAGACUCUAGGAUGUACUGUAAUGUCGUGUUUUCAAAUAAACUGAGAAAUCUACACUCUGCUUCUUUACCCUGUGUCAGGAUGGACAGUGGUACUACACUUGUGCAGUGAUACUACAGUGAUUGUACACUAGUGCAGUGGAAGAACCUUAUGCCCCUUUUCCACCGGCGGGUACGCUUCGGACCCAGCACGCCUCAGCCCAGUAGUGAGGGCGCGGUAAAGCCCAGCUCAGUUACGGCUCGCGUUUCCACCGCCGACAGUACCCUUAUGGUAAGUGGGGUAUCGGGGAUGACGAUAGCCGCGGCAGUUAUGUAGGCAUCGUGACCUCAUGGCAGCCCGACAUAGUGUAGCCUGCUAAUCAAUCCAAGGAAAAAGAAUGCGUCACAAAUUAGAGCCUCAAUGUAGGACGUCAGACUUUUCUUCAAUAAACGAAGCUUUCGCUGUUGUACAGAAA
Messenger RNA from Gadus morhua (Atlantic cod), 3838 nucleotides. Its product is annotated as oxysterol-binding protein-related protein 7-like. The record is from RefSeq and is a predicted model, not a curated record. Lineage: Eukaryota; Metazoa; Chordata; Actinopteri; Gadiformes; Gadidae. Gene Ontology annotation, molecular function: cholesterol binding. Gene Ontology annotation, cellular component: nuclear membrane; plasma membrane; cytosol.